Messenger RNA from Esox lucius (northern pike), 1264 nucleotides. It is a transcript of the gene lat, whose product is annotated as linker for activation of T cells. The transcript has 12 exons. The record is from RefSeq and is a predicted model, not a curated record. NCBI's taxonomy places the organism in Eukaryota, Metazoa, Chordata, Actinopteri, Esociformes, Esocidae. Bases 270 to 911 code for a protein of 213 amino acids.
GAAGACACCUAGGUCCAGCCACAAUAGUCAAGGUUCCUUUGAGUAAAUCAAAAGAAGGAAAGGCAGAUGUGGAUGAAAACAGGUGGAUAAGAAAUACGUGUAUUAACAGAACGGUCAGGUGAGAAACAGACUUCGGUUUGUUAUGCUGCUCCUUAAUUUCAAAUGAUGCAUGCCGGGUUAUACUGUAGCUGAAGACUGCUGGCCUGGGAAUCUGAACACAGACUGAACUCGACUUCGAGUGACCACACAGUAGAACAGCGUUCGGUGACAUGACCUUCAGUUGGGAUUUUCAACAUUGCCUGUCAGACCGUAUGGAGGUGUCGGUACAGAUGUAUGCAUUGCUGUUGAGUGGAGCGGUCCUCCUGACAGUCAUCCUGUUAACUGGCCUGUGUCUCAGGUGCAGAAGACACAACAUGCCUACGUCCAUUCAGCAGCGCUUCAGUGAGGAUUACCGUCAACCAUCCCCAGGAUUCAGCCUGGCCCGCCCACCAUACCCCUCUGCUGCCACAAUUUGCAAUGAUCCACCUUCCAGCUUUCUUUCUCCCCUAUCACCACAGAGACCCAACUCUGUCACUCCAAAUGGAAAUGAGAGCAAUCUCAGUAGUGACGGCCAAGAAGAAGUGUACGUCAAUGAUAUGAAGGAUAGUGAUGAAGAUGAACAAGGAUCAGGAUCAGGAUACCUAGUUGUUUUACCUUCAGAGAUUCCUAGGACAGAGUUUCUCCAUCAUUCUCACCAAAGUCUUGUCUCUAUAAGCUCCCAAAGCACAGAGCCUCCCUAUGUCAACAUAGAAACCGAGAAAGACACUGACAAUGCAAACAGUGGUGCAGACAGCUAUGUGAAUUUGGAAUCUAUGGAAAAUAGUGAUAUCAGCGAUGGUGAAGACAACUACGUCAAUACUAAAGAUAUGUGAUGCCUCCACCAUCAUGGGGCAGGUCCAGACGAGAGGAGAUGAUUGAUGCGUUAAUCAGCUAAAAGUUGGACUAAUUUCUAAUAUAGUGUGCUAAAAUCAGUGCUAGGAAAAAGAAUUUGCCCCCUGUCAAAUUUUUUGCAGAUCUUCAACCUAAUAUUUGAUAAAAAGGAUCACAAAAAUACAUAUUUAAUUUAUUUAUUAAAGAACAUUAUGCAACAGCCCCCAUUUCAAAAUGUAAUUGCCCCUUUAGACACUUCAAUAACUGGUUACACCACUUUGAGCACCAAUAAAUGCAACUACAGUGGGGAGAACAAGUAUUUGAUACACUUCCGAUUUUGCAGGUUUUCCCACUU